Molecule: messenger RNA, 1203 nt
Organism: Desarmillaria tabescens
Lineage: Eukaryota; Fungi; Basidiomycota; Agaricomycetes; Agaricales; Physalacriaceae
Product: mitochondrial PGP phosphatase-domain-containing protein
Exons: 6
Coding region: 1-825 (274 amino acids)
Biological process (GO): cardiolipin biosynthetic process
Cellular component (GO): mitochondrion
Molecular function (GO): phosphatidylglycerophosphatase activity
Source: RefSeq, a predicted model, not a curated record
AUGCCGCUCAAUGUACCGGGCUUGUUGGUUCCUCUGCAACUGCUCUGGUAUCCCAGGGUCAUAGUACCGUCUCUUAUCGUGAAAGCUCGACUUUCCGGCACUGAAAAGGCUGGAUAUCGCGGUGCUAUAUUCGACAAGGAUAACUGCCUUACUCUUCCUCACAAAGAUGAGCUGGUGCCUGAGUUGAAGACCGCCUGGCAAGAAUGUCGAGAGACUUUUGGCGAAGGCAACGUCAUUAUUGUCAGCAACUCUGCUGGGACCCAUUUGGACGCAGGCGGGAUACAGGCUGAAUCGGUCUCUUAUCAUCUGGAUGUACCAGUUCUGAUUCACACAACAAUGAAGCCCUCUUAUUCAUGUAUUGCUGCGAUCCGGAAAUAUCACUCCUCGUUACCCAGCCCAGUCGAAGACAAAGAGUUGAUCAUAGUCGGAGAUCGAUUAUUCACCGAUGUUGUCCUUGCCAAUCGCAUUCGAUCCUGGAAGGGAUGGCGGUCAUUUUUGGGACUGGAUCGUGAACCCCCUUCUGCCAAGGGUGGCCCGCUUGCUGUAUGGACUACAGGAGUUUGGCAGAAGGAGGCAACGGUCCUAAGAUGGUCGGAAAAACAAAUGUUAGCUCUGGUUCAGCGGUGGUCUCGCCCAGGGAUAGAGACUCAGCUAGACACGGGGGCAUUUAUUCGGAAGCCGCCAAAGGAGGAGAAUACAACAAAGGACGCUGGGCUUGGGAAUAUAUUCACAAAACUUGUAUGGAGUUCGAAACGAUCGUCCAUUCCAUCAUCGUCAGGAGGUAUCAAUCCCGCUGUGUCGCUCGUUUCAACAGCCCAAACAUAGUCUACACUAAGCAAUGCUUGAAUCACUCGAGCGCUGCCUCAAAUUGGUUCUUACUGCGCAGUGCAUGUCUUGUAUCUUCUUCUUUUGCUCUUGUCCCCGGGCCCAGUAAGAUCUCCUAACGUCAAUCUCCGCACUUCCUUGCUUCGACAAUGUUUUUCUUUCUGUUUUAAUAUUUUGUAAUGCAAUAACGGGGUCAAAAUUACUCCCGCUGACCAGCACCAACCCCAUCCACAUGUUCAUAUAAGCACUCCUUCGCUCCUAUACGUCUUCCUCUAGUGAUAUAUUCUGCGAAUUGCAGGGGCUGGACCCGUGCUGUUCCUCAGCUUUGAUAGCGCCCCAACGUUUACAUUGUUUUUUGCCACGCUCAUUCAGAUUCGU